Messenger RNA from Hyla sarda, 2205 nucleotides. RefSeq names its product ankyrin repeat and SOCS box protein 4-like. Lineage: Eukaryota; Metazoa; Chordata; Amphibia; Anura; Hylidae. Gene Ontology annotation, molecular function: RNA nuclease activity; RNA binding; transmembrane transporter binding. Gene Ontology annotation, biological process: negative regulation of delayed rectifier potassium channel activity; RNA processing; intracellular signal transduction. The record is from RefSeq and is a predicted model, not a curated record. Bases 329 to 1612 code for a protein of 427 amino acids. Gene Ontology annotation, cellular component: axon initial segment; synapse; membrane. The transcript has 5 exons.
ACUACUCCUUUAAGGGAACACUGUAUUAUAAAUGGGACAUGAUAGAAGGGGGCCAUGUGGCAGACUUUGCAUUGAGGCUCCAGGUUCCGCCUCUGCAGAGCAUCACCUUCAGGAACAUGUCCUCUCCUUGGCCCGCAGCUCACAUGGACACCUGGAACAACCAUCAUGGAUCCUGGUUCAUCUAAAAUUAGUUUUAAUACAAGCAGCUGUGUAUAAAUAGUCAGGACAGCCAUAGCCGGGUGAUAGAGUUACCGGAGCUGCGUUACGUGUGCGACUCCAGCUUCUCAUAGGUAGAGGACAUGUUUACUUCCACACACUGAUAGCAGACAUGGACCCAGAUGGAGGACAGAGAUGUACCCGCACCCUGGCAAACCAGCGACUGAAGGAGAAGCUUCUCCAGGCUCUCCAAGCCAAUGAGUAUGCAACGGUGGGAAAUGUACUGAACGAGGGGAAGAUGGAUGUGGACACCGUGUUUGAGGUGGAGGAUGAAGGUCUGGUCCUGGCUUCCUACAAAUCAGGUUACUGGCUGCCCAGUUACAAACUGGCCACCUCAUGGGCAACGGGGCUGCACAUCACUGUCGUGCUGGGACAUCUGGAAAGCCUGCUGGUGCUUCUGGAACACAACGCUUCCAUCAACAGCAGACCGAACGGAAAGACUCCACUACACCUCGCCUGUGAAUUGGCCAGUCUGGAGUGCGUCAAAAUCCUGAUCUGCCAUGGCGCAAAGGUCAACAUCUUCUCCGUCAGUGGACACGCACCGUUACAUUAUUGUAAAACUAAGGAGUCUGUGAGUUGCGCCAAGGAGCUCAUCUGGAACGGUGCAGAUGUGAACCUACAAAGUAACAACGACGCCCAGGAGACCCCUCUCCACACAGCCGCCCGGAUAGGACUUCCAGAACUUGUAGCCUUCUAUGUUAACCAUGGGGCAAAAGUGGAUAGUGUGAAUUCGUACUUGGAAACGCCUCUUGCCACUGCUGCCUAUUGGGCAUUCAAUAGAAAGGAGCAGAAAUACAGCACCAAGCACCAUCUCAUUUGUAGGAUGCUGCUCGACUACAAAGCCAACGUCCACUCCCGAGAUAUCGACCGCAAGUCACCUCUCCACAAGGCGGCAUGGAACUGUGACCAUAUCCUAAUGCACAUGUUGUUGGAAGCUGGCGCCGAAGCCACCUGUAUGGAUGAUAAUGGAUGUGCCGCCCAGCAGUAUGUCCUAAAAGUCACAUCAGUCCGCGCCGCAGGUCAACCGGAAAUCUGCUUCCAGCUACUACUAAACCAUGGAGCAGCCAGGAUUUACCCCCCACAGUUCCAUAAGGUCUUACAGGGAUGUCACUCACAUCCAAGAGCCAUCGAAGUCAUGGUCAACGCCUAUGAACACAUAAAGGCGACAUGUAAAUGGACCAAUGCUAUUCCAGAGGACGAAUUGGAGAGACACCGCGCCUUCUAUGAAUCCCUGUUUGAGGUUUGCAGUAACUCCCCGAGGUCCCUCAUGCACCUGGCCCGGUGUGCCAUCCGUGCCAUCUUACGCAGGAGGUGCCACCGUGUCAUCCCUCAGCUGCCUCUGCCGAACAUCCUGAAGAAAUAUCUCCUGCUGGAGCCACAGGGAAGACUAUAUUAAAGAAGAACUCCGGGAAUUAUUAUUAUAAUUAUUAUUAUUAUUUAGCUUUUAUAAUGCAGCAAAGGCUAUUAUUAGAGAAUAAUGUAGAGGUUCUUGUGUACGCCUUAUGCUUAUCUGUUUUAGCUGCUGUGGCAGGUAUGAGAUUUGACUAUAAUCAUAAGUGAGGAAUUUUAUGAAGAUUUGAAGUCUUCCAGUUAUGUUUCAUUUUUACUACAUUUUUAUGUACCUUUUUGUAUUUCAUUUUUAUAAAAAAAAAAAUUUGCUGUAAUUUUCCAAAAUUGCUGUAAAUAUUAUGCAUUUUUAUUGUGAUUUAUGCAAUCACAGUAAAAUAGUGCACUUUUCCUGCAAUUUCGGAAAAAAUGCUGCCAAAUGCAAAGUCUCAGGGGAGGUAAAUAACUACUAUAUAUAUACACACACAUACUAGGAUUUUCCAUCCAGGGUGCCCCCAGCUGUUGCAAACCUACAACUCCCAGAAUGACCAGACAGCCUUUGGCGAUAAAUAAAGACAUUAAAAUUUGGCUGACUACUUAAAGGGGUAUUCCGGGAAAAUGCUUUUUUCUUUAUAUCAACUGGCUCCAGAAAGUUAAACAAAU